Messenger RNA from Nymphaea colorata (pocket water lily), 2296 nucleotides. Its product is annotated as pentatricopeptide repeat-containing protein At1g52640, mitochondrial-like. The record is from RefSeq and is a predicted model, not a curated record. The transcript has a single exon. Lineage: Eukaryota; Viridiplantae; Streptophyta; Magnoliopsida; Nymphaeales; Nymphaeaceae. Gene Ontology annotation, molecular function: protein binding. Bases 292 to 2010 code for a protein of 572 amino acids.
AAUCAUAUAUAUGUUAUUUCACCCCAACCCGACCCCGAAAUUCAGGCUCGCCCAAGGACUGAUUUUGGGGCCCUAGCCCGGCCCAUUUUUGCGGUUCAUUUGAGCAAAUGGGUCGAGCCCAACUAAGCUUUGUAUGGACUGAACCGAACCGAUCAGCAGGGCUUCUCCGUCCGUCUGCCAUUACCAGCGCCCGAGCGCUCACUCUCGAGCGGCCCAAGUUCGCGAAUGUCCGGUCGGCUCGAACCCACGUAAACCAAACCAAGCCGAGUUCGUCGCGCUCCGACGGCGAUUAUGCUCUCGAUCGCCGGCCGUCUUCUCUCCCGCGGGCGAAGCAGUGGCGUCCCCUUCCGCCUUCUCUUCGGUCGCCAGGUUCUCCUUCGGACGAUUCCUCCCCUGUCCAUCCCUUCUCUCCGAUUUUUCUCCUUCAAAUCCUUGCCUGAGGCCCACUUUUCGUGGGAGAUUGGUGUUUCCCCACUGCCUGAAAACGUCCGAGCCGUGUCUUUGGAGGAGAGCGUGAACGACAUAUGCCGGAUUUUGAGCGACUUCCGCCAGCCCCACCAUGACCUCGAAUCGGCGCUCGACGGUCUUCCGUCCAAUAUCUCGCCGGAGAUGGUGGAGGAUUCCCUCAAGAAAUGCAGCAACCUCGCGACUCCUUGCUUUCGCUUCUUUUUGUGGGCCUCCCGUUCCCGAAAUGUAACCCAUAGCAGGGCGUCUUACCACAUAAUCGUGGAUAUCCUUGGCGCCGCCAAGCAGUUCCCUCUCAUAUGGGACCUCCUUCUUCAGAUGAAGACCAGUGGCUACUGCGAGCCAACGAACGACAUCUUCUGGGUAGUCUUCCGUUCCUACGCCAGGGCUCUUCUGCCGGGGGACGCCAUUAGAGCGUUUCGGAGGAUGUCUGAUUUCGGAAUCAUGCCUACGGCGGCCGAUCUCGACGAACUGCUCUUCAGCCUCUGCAAGAACGAUCUGGUGAAUCAGGCGCAGGAGUUCUUUGACGAGGUGAAGCCUGAAUUUCCGGUGAACCCCAAGCCCUAUACCAUCCUCAUAAGUGGGUGGGGUGAGAUAGGAAAUUACCGCGAAUCGCAGAGGCUUUUCGACGAAUUGAUCGACCGCAACGGCGUCGUGGACGUCGCCGCCUACAAUGCUUUACUGGGAUCCCUAUGUAAGUCAGGGAAGAUCGAUGAGGCCCACAGAGCGUUUCAAGAUAUGGGGAGGUUCGGCCUCGUUCCGGAUGUCUGUAGUUACAGCGUGUUUGUUCGUGCCCACUGCGAUUCCGGCGACAUCGAUUCGGCCACGAGGGUGUUCGAUCGCAUGAGAAGAUACGGGUUCAUUCCCAACGUCUUCACCUACAAUUCAAUGAUCAAGGCUCUGUGUAGGAACCAGAGUGUUGAUGAUGCUUACGCAAUUCUUGAUGAAAUGGUCGGCAAUGGCUUGAAUCCCGACACCUGGAGCUACAAUUCGAUUCUAGCAGUUCACUGUGAGCUCAGAGAGGUGAACAGAGCCUUGAGACUCCUAAAACGGAUGGACAAGGAAUCAUGCAAUCCUGACAGGCAUACUUAUAACAUGUUGCUGAAAUUGCUAAUCGUAGUUGGGAGGUUUGAUAGGGCCUUUGAAGUUUGGGAUGGGAUGGAAAAAAGGGGAUUUUAUCCGUCAGUUGCUACUUACUCUGUGAUGAUUCAUGGGCUCUGCAAGAAAAGAAAGAUUGAGGAUGCUUGUAGAUUCUUUGAGCUUAUGAUAGACGAAGGGAUCCCACCCUAUACAAGUACAUGUGAGGUAUUAAGGAACCUCCUUCUGGAGCAGGGACUAAGAGACAAAGUUUACAUACUUCUCGGAAAGAUGCAAAGAAGCAGCUCUUGUUCGAUUCAGGAGCUCUCGAGCAUUAUGGAUUCACCAUCGACCGCAUAUAGGAGCGCUGCUCAGCCUAAGAAGCCCAGUAAGGCUCGGCCUAGAUCAAGCAGGAAGAAAAACCAGGAAGUAGUGAGCCACAAGGUGUACCCAAGAUCAGCAUUCUAACUUAUAACGGUUCUUUGUUAAUGUAGAUGUACUUAUCCCAAUUUUGUCCUGUAAGAGUGAUCUUGUAACCAGGCUCAAAUCCUGAAGUAUCGGUGAGCCGGAAGAUUCUUAUUUCUUAUCUUCUCAUUUUCCUUGUCCUUCUAGGGAGAGAACUCGUUUUACUUAUCCUUCUAUCAAUGUACAGUAUCUAUCUAUCUUCAUCCAGAAAAGAAAAAGAGAGAGAGAGAGAAAAAUAGAGAUUCUCUGCGUGUAAUUCUUAUUGAACUUUUCUUCAAUGAUCAAUAUA